This is a messenger RNA of Portunus trituberculatus (swimming crab), 5239 nucleotides long. RefSeq lists its product as uncharacterized. NCBI's taxonomy places the organism in Eukaryota, Metazoa, Arthropoda, Malacostraca, Decapoda, Portunidae. The record is from RefSeq and is a predicted model, not a curated record. The transcript has 12 exons. Bases 715 to 3441 code for a protein of 908 amino acids.
AAGGGAAGCAGCAGUAGCUGCCGAGAGGCUGGUGUGGGAAGGGAUACGCUCGCGGCCUAGUCACAGCCUGAAGCACAUUGUUCUUCCUCUGACACAGACCCCUCUCUCUUCAGCCUCUCCCUGAGGCAAAGACGUCGAUUAGAUAGAGGAGGCGAAGGGGAUGUAUGUGGAUGUGUGUGUGAGAGAGUUUGUUGCCUUAUGGGAAGUUGAAACAAGCAAGGAAGGAAAAGCAGUUUAUUUGGCGAGGAUCGGAACCAACCUCGUGCCGGAACAUCAGCAUCCAAGGUACUGAGUGACGUUAUGGGAUGACCAUAAAGAUACGAAUGAGAUAAACAGAGGUACUAACAAACCACGCGUAUGACCAAAGAAAAAGAAGAAGAAGAAGAAGAAGAAGAAGAAAGAAGAGGGAAGGAAGGGAGAAAGAAACUAAAAGAUAUGUCCACCAAAUGAGGAAAGUAAUCCAGCUGACAAUAAUGUGACACAAUAGGAAGAAGAAAACAAAGGGGGCACAAAAACAAAUAAAAAAAAGAGAGAAAGAAAAAGUAGAUAGAGUGAGAGACGAGGAGAGUGACAGACGGAGUUAUAAGAAGGAAAAAGAGGAUAAUACGCAGAAAAAAAAAACGAAGAAAGAAGAGGAAGAGGAGGAAAGGAGGAAGGCAACCACGCUGUUCCUUCCUCUUUCGUCACACCAAACUGGCAGCUCGAGAUGACCUUAUGACCAGAGAUUCCGGCCUGGAGGCGGGCUGGGCGGCGGCAGGUUGUGGGCGGGGCAGACUGCACUGGGCGUGGCGGCGCGGCGUGGGCGUGUGCCUGGUAAUGGUGGCCGCCUCAUUCUGUUUCUUCCUCGUCUCGUCACCCCACCGCGCAAGGCUUUCGUUUUUCAUUCACAGUCUGCCGGAGUACAACGACUUCUUGAUGCCUUCCAACACCUCAGUGCCACUAUCACCCUCGUCACCCCAAGCCUCACCCGGGACCUUCCACCAGUCCACCGGCGUCACCAAGGGGUUCCUGGUGCACUCCCCGAGCUGCUCCAUCCCUGACCUGGACCCCAUGCACUACACUGUCAAGCGCUUCGUCUCCAAACCCAAGCCGAUAAUAUGCGGCAAGCCCCCAGCCUUCACGUCUGCUCGCGGCUCCACACUUUAUCUCCACCGGGACAUUCUGCGCUUGCAUUUCACUGCCCUCGAGAGAAUCUACAAGACCAAACUAACCACCGAGAAGACGAAGACUGCACCCUCCGCAAAGCCCAAGCCCACAACCACUACUAGACCAAAAACCAACACUGAUGCGACAGUUAUGCCUGCGGGUACAAAAGCCUCUAAAACAACAAUCCUGAAACCACGAACUACCUCGCCCACCACAGCAGCCACACUUAUCACCACCACCACCACCACUGCCACUACUUCGCUUGCAAGCACUCCAUCUAAAAGCCAGGAUCCAUCGCCUUCACCACCACCACCACCACCACCAUCACCACCACCGUCCGCGCCGCCUAAGAAUACUAAAAAGAGUGCAGAGGUCAAGAUCACCCCAGAGGAUGUGAAGUGCUGCUACAAGGAAAUCUACAGGGUGCAGCAGAAGAGGAAGAACGCUGGCGGCAAUGCUGACAAUCGCUGGAGGUACAACAACACAUGCAAGGCAAUCAACGACACAGAGAUGGAGAUUGGGGAAGAGGCGGCGCUGGUGGAGUGUCGCAUUGGCACAGUCGUCGUGUACAAAAACGUCCAUUACUUCUUCCACAAGAAAAAUUUUCUGUCCGCAUCGCGAGUAAUCCUCUCUAUGAAUCUAAACGUCCAGGUCCCUUCCCCAUCCUCAGAGCCGCUAGUAGCCCAGGUCGCCAGUGAAGGCCCGUCACCGCAAGGAAAUAUCAAAACCAAUAAGACCACAGAGUUACAGCCUGCCCCGAAAACGGUACAGUCUGCCGGCAAUUCUUCUACUCCUAAGCCAACAUCCAAUGAAGUUCCAGCCAGCACCAAGCCCCCGGUCAUGUUACAUCGAGUAAAGGAUUCUGAGAAGCUGAAUGUCAUCAUCAUGGGAACAGACUCAGCGUCCCGCCUCAACAUGCUGCGUCAUCUCUCUAAGACCUAUGAGUACCUGACCAAGGAGCUCGGCGCAGUCGACCUUAAGGGAUACAACAAGGUGGGUGACAACACCUUCCCCAACCUCAUGCCCAUACUGGGUGGCAUGACUAUAAAAGAAGUUGACCAGGCCACCUGUGUGACCAAGAGCAAACACUACGACGACUGUCACUGGGUAUGGAAGGACUUCAAGAAGAGUAAAUACGUCACUGCAUACAUGGAGGACUCCCCUUGGAUGGGCAGCUUCCAUUACCUUCGGCGCGGCUUCAUUGAAAAACCCACCGACUUCUAUGGUCGCCCCUUUAUGAUGGCGUCGGAGAAGGAGAUUGGUGGCCCUGGAAACAGCAGAGGCCAUUUCUGCCAGGGCAACGUGCUGAGCAUCAAAGUGGUGCAGGAUUACGCUCUUGAGUUCGCGCGUACCUUCCACAGCACGCCUUUCUUCGGUUUCUUCUGGUCUUCGAGCCUGACACACGACCACCUUAAUCUGCUGGAACUCACCGACGAUCAUUACUUUCAAUACCUACAACAGAUGGAGAAGAUUGGCGCAUUAAACAACACGGCGCUCUUCUUUAUCAGCGAUCACGGCAUGCGCUGGGGCGGCAUCCGAUCCACCUACAUUGGCAUGCUGGAGGAGCGGCUUCCCUACGUGGUCUUGUACCUCCCUCCAUGGUUCAGGAAGAAAUACCACCAAGCAUACGAACACCUUGCUAGCAACACACAUCGCCUCACCUCAAAUUUUGACGUCUAUGAAACCUUAUUGGACCUUGCAUAUGGCCGCUUCGCUGACCCCGCCUACGUGACCUCUACACCUUCCAGGACCAAGCGAGGGACCAGUCUCUUCAGGAACAUACCUUGGAACAGGUCGUGUGUGGAGGCCAACAUCCCCACGCACUUCUGCUCCUGUCAGGACACCCAUGAACUGACGGAAGAGGACCCGUACCUGGUGCCAGCCGCCGACCGCUUCCUGGACAUGAUCAACGAUCAGCUCCUGCCGUACUCUCAGUGUGAGCAGUUUACGAAGAUCAAGGUGAUGUCGGCGCGCGUGUCGAUCCCCAAUAAAGAGCUGAAGCCCAAGGAGGAAAAGAGUGAGGUGAGGACCUACCUGUUGCAGGCAGCCCUCCUCCCCGGGAACGUGAUAGUGGAGGUGUCCAUGCGUCACACCAACCAUGACGACUCCUUCCAGAUGCUGGGGAACGCGUCGCGGAUCAACAAGUACGGCAGCACCAGCGCCUGCAUCCAAGAUGACACGCUGAGGAAAUACUGUUACUGCAAGGACCAGAAGCGCGCCAAGCAGCUGUACAACCAGCACUACAAGGAACAGCUAGGGACUGAGGUGGGGAACAACACGAGGGCGCGGGCGUGAGGACACCCGCGUCAAUUUGCUACCAUGAAUCGUCACAAGUUGAUGGAGACUGAAUCACACACACACACACACACACACACACACACACACACACGAGCGCGUGUACGUGAGCGCAGUGCUGUGGAAAACAUGUGAUUGACUAAAGAAUAAUUUUUGCGUAUUGUAUAAUUAUCUAGGUUUAGAUAACUUAGUGUAUUCAGAUGAAACAAGACGCUGACAGCUUUUGUGUAAGUCUCGUCUCGUUGAGUCACUGUGAAGGAGCAAAAGUGAGCGUUGUGACAGCAGUGGCCACAUCCCCAGGCGGGGAUGUGGCGCUACUCACGUCGUGCCGCGGCAACUCAGUGGGGCAGACCUUGCCAAGUGGACUCAGCUCUGCUAAGGUACUUGUCUACAGGCGGCGAAGGACACGUGCUCCACUGGUUUCUGUAUAUUUAUUGGUACGCAAUAUUGUAAAGGAAGUAUAGAUCGAGUGUGUGUGUGUGUGUGUGUGUGUGUGUGUGACGCUGUUAUGAAGCUGACGGUUGUCCUGACAGUGAAGACGCCUUUGUCGAUAAGUAUUUUAGAAAUGUGUGAAUGACAUCAUGAUGUAAAUGUGCUUUGUUUGUGUAAGAUUUUAUGUUUUAUUUAUUCAUCUUUUACUUAUGAGUGUUUUUUCAGAGUUUGUGGUGGGCAUUACUUGCGAAAGGUGAGCUUGCGCUUACCUUGAAAACUACAAUUCAUAUUGUGAUACCAUGUGACCUUUCUGUAAAGUAACCUAGGAGGCCUCGAUAGUGUGGCACAAGGAGGAAGUGUGGCAGAGCCUUGAAUUGCCAGAUUGUCGUUUUGUUGUUAUUUCUUUUUACAUAUAUUUGCAGCAGAAGCAAGAAAGGCAUAGUAAGUGAAGGAACAAAUGUACAGGCAAAGAGAACACAUUAUUGUAAUCAAAACCUACAUUUUUCAUAUACAAGCCGUGGGCCACUUGUGGUCUUGCUUCGGUAAACAAUCUCCGCGUCUCUAGCCUCAUGUAUGGACACUCUCCGUAAUGUCGCUCACUCCCGUCUGAUUGUCACCUGCCUACCUUGACAAGACUCGUCCGAGACGUAGCCACAAGAUCACAAUAACAAAUAACAAGAUUUUUUUUUCGGAAUGAAUAGUAUCAAAAGUACACAUGUGGCAUCAUUGGAGAGAAGAAGCGAUCUGGUGAAGCGUUUCGAAUCAGUGGUCGAGGCAGGAAGGUUUCCUUACAUCAAUAAUUAUUAAUAACAAGGAGACGCUGGAAGUGUGGUACUGAUUAUGUUGCCUAUGAUCCCUUGUUUCCUCGCACAUGUACCGGCGAGGUGAAAACUGUACCUUAAUUUGAACAGUUCCAGAUAUGCCUUAUGUGACUGCAGGUAAUUCACGAUGACUCAAGUCCCGGUUAGAGCACGGCCUCCCGUUUUCUAUGAACUCGAAUUCAAGUGCAUUAUGGGAAGGAGCAGUGCGAGUCAGUGAGGCUGAGGAUUGGGGAAGCUUGAGUGUGUUUUAGUGGUGUACGGUAUAUAGUUGCAAUUUCUUGCGUGUGUGAGCCUGUGUUGAUGAGCCUCCGAUGAUAUGAACCUGGCGUGACGGAGCGCUCGUGGAAAAGGUGUGAUGUAAAGCAGGAUGGAGAGAGGAAGAGGAGGUUAUGGUUUAUAGGAAGUAUUGACAGUACGGGAGAUGAACGUUGGCUGUGUCAAGAAGGGAUGAUACGAGCACUAAGAGGGGACAAGAGGCCAGUGUGUUAUUUAUUUAUGUGAAAGAAAUAUUUUGUACGCGUUGCGGCAAUAAAAAGUGAACGCCA